This is a messenger RNA of Talaromyces stipitatus ATCC 10500, 2104 nucleotides long. Its product is annotated as cystathionine gamma-synthase. The record is from RefSeq and is a predicted model, not a curated record. Bases 1 to 1911 code for a protein of 636 amino acids. Gene Ontology annotation, cellular component: cytosol; cytoplasm. Lineage: Eukaryota; Fungi; Ascomycota; Eurotiomycetes; Eurotiales; Trichocomaceae. Gene Ontology annotation, molecular function: pyridoxal phosphate binding; carbon-sulfur lyase activity. The transcript is spliced from 4 exons. Gene Ontology annotation, biological process: transsulfuration; Mo-molybdopterin cofactor biosynthetic process.
AUGCCUGCCUGGUUCCGCACGGGAACCUACGCGGAUGGCAUCGAUGCGCAGAUAGUGGCCCCUGAACGAGAAUUUGUUGAUAAAAUCAGCCGGGACAAACCCCGAACGAGUCAUGUGACCGGAUAUCGGGUAAAGGAUAGACGCCCUUUGAUCAGUCAUUUGAUAAGGGAUUUGGCACUGGCGACAUCGGGACCCACCAUCCCCUCAUAUUAUUACCGUCUCACACUAUUUUUCCGAAUUGUCUCUGCUCUUGAAGAGAAAAAUUUGUACAGUCUUAUUGAAAGUACGACCAAUUCAAUUGCGCUGACCUACGGUCGAUUAACCAUGAUUCAUCCGGCCAGGCCAGCUACACUCGCAGUCCAUGCGGAUGAUGUUGUCAACAAUGUUACGGACGUUGCUCCUCCAAUUCACUUAUCCACGACAUUUCGCUACCAUAAAAAUCCCGAGCAAUUGAUUCCAGCAGCAGAACGUAACUACGAGGAAGACCCUUCCAGUUUAGAGCCGAUUUAUUCACGAGUUGCCGCGCCGAAUUCUGCACGUUUCGAAGCUAUCCUUUCGUCUCUACUUAAAGGACACGCCCUCGCAUAUGGUUCGGGAUUAGCUGCUCUAAAUGGGGCAUUGGUGCUUCUCAACCCAAAAAGCAUUUCUAUUGGGGACAAUUACCAUGGCUGCCAUGGUGUCAUUGAGAUUUUCCACCGACUUACUGGCUUAAAGAAACUGGGGUUGGAUUGCCCUGCGGAGGAAUUGCAAGCGGGGGACGUCAUUCUACUCGAAACACCUCUUAACCCCGACGGAACAGCAUUUAAUAUGGAGCAUUAUGCACAAAAAGCACACUCUCGCGGCGCGUUUCUUAUUGUUGAUAGUACAUUUGGCCCUCCUGGUCUGCAGGAUCCGUUCGAGUUUGGUGCCGAUAUGAUUAUGCAUUCGGGAUCGAAAUAUUUCGGAGGACACAGUGAUCUCCUUUGCGGAGUGCUGGCUACAAAGCGUAAGGAUUGGUUCAAUCAGCUUUUUAGCCAGCGUCUUCAUCUCGGCAAUAACAUGGGCAACCUAGAAAGUUGGCUCGGAGUGCGCAGUCUACGCACCCUCGAAUUGAGAGUUCAACGGGCUAGCAAAAAUGCGACAAACCUCGUAUCUUUCCUUCACUCUGCUUUGACACAAUCAAAUGCAAGCGCUGGAAGCGACGCAGAAGCGGUGUCGAAAGUACUCUCUGAAAUCCGGCACGCAAGUCUCCAAACGGAGCCAUGGGUUAAGAGACAAAUGCCCAAUGGGUAUGGACCGGUGUUUUCGAUCAUCAUGAAAGAUGCGGAUUUGGCCAGAAGACUGCCAAGCAAACUGCACUAUUUCCAUCAUGCUACUAGUCUCGGAGGCGUUGAGAGUCUGAUUGAGUGGCGGGCCAUGUCGGACAGCCGGGUUGAUCGACGAUUAUUGAGAGUCAGUGUAGAAAGCCAAAAUCUCAACCUGCGGUUUGACUCAUCAACCCCACAACAACGAUCACAACCUCACCUAACUACCUACUCACUGCAUCAUAAGUCGGUCUCUACACACCAAAGGCGAGGUCCACACAUAAACAAUAAGCAAUCAUCGAGAAGAGAAGCGAAGAAGAGAAGAGAGAAAAAAAUGCCAACCUUCAAAAUCCUCUACUUCGCAUCCGCAUCCAGCUACACAGGCAAAUCAAGCGAAUCCCUACCAGCACCUUUACCUCUCUCCGGACUGUUUCCAUUACUCGAAGAACGAUAUCCCGGUAUUACGAAGACUGUUUUGAGUAGUUGUAGUGUCAGUGUUGGGUUGGAGUAUGUUGAUAUUCCUUCUUCUACUGAGGGCGAAGGUGAUGGGACGACUUCGGCUGGGAAGGAGGUUGUGAUUGGGGAAGGGGAGGAGGUUGCUAUUAUUCCGCCUGUUAGUUCAGGGUGAUUUACUUUAUGCUUUUGGCUUUGUUUUUUAUUUACUGAUGAGGCUGGUUGUUGGGGUUUCCAAGGUUAGGGGUUGGAGAUGGUUGGGUAGAUGGAUGAGCUGUCACUACACAAAUAACCCUCUUCAUCUCCGUAUCUAGGCGAAAUACAUACGAUGAUAGAACCUGAAACAUGACAACAACAUUCAACAAGCC